Rosa chinensis is the source of this 1442-nucleotide messenger RNA. Its product is annotated as probable indole-3-pyruvate monooxygenase YUCCA10. Bases 160 to 1305 code for a protein of 381 amino acids. Gene Ontology annotation, molecular function: monooxygenase activity; NADP binding; flavin adenine dinucleotide binding. Lineage: Eukaryota; Viridiplantae; Streptophyta; Magnoliopsida; Rosales; Rosaceae. The transcript is spliced from 4 exons. The record is from RefSeq and is a predicted model, not a curated record.
CAGCGGCAGAACCACAAAAACAAAAUAUCUCAGCUGAGAUUCAAACCCUCACCAACUGUUCCCGUGGUUCUAUAACCGUGGAACUCAUCUUCAGUAUAUGGUCAUAAAUUAAUCCCCACCUUGCUAAAACUGCACUCUACUACUACACACCACCAAAAAAUGCCGGAAGCAGUGGUGAUAGUAGUUGGGGCGGGCCCGUCCGGCCUCGCCAUGGCCGGCUGUCUCAGCCGGCUCGAAAUCCCAUACCUACUUCUCGAAAGAGAGGACUGCUAUGCUCCUCUUUGGAAGAAGUACUCCUACGACCGUCUCCACCUUCACCUUCAGAAGCAGGUCUGUGAGCUCCCCCACAUGUCAUUCCCGUCCUCUUAUCCCACGUAUGUACCCAAAAAACAGUUCAUUCAGUACUUGGAUGACUACGUUGCACAUUUCAAGAUCAGUCCCAUGUACCACAGAAAUGUCGAGUCUGCAAGUUAUGAUCAGGGUUCUGAGAGAUGGGUUGUGAAGACGAUAAACAAUGAUGAGGGCUGUCGUGGUGAGGAGGAGGAAUUUUUGGGAAGGUUUUUGGUGGUGGCUACUGGUGAAACAACAGAUCCAUAUGUGCCAGAGAUUGAAGGGUUGAGUAGUUUCAAUGGGGAGGUUCUUCACUCGACCCGAUUCAAAUCCGGGGCUGAGUUCAAGAACAAGAAUGUUUUGGUUGUCGGCUCUGGGAAUUCCGGCCUGGAAAUUGCUUUGGAUCUGGCAAACCAUGGUGCAAAGACUUCAAUCAUUGUUCGGAGCCCGUUUCAUUUUUUGUCAAGGAGGAUGAUGUACUGGGCCGUGGUUUUGGUGAGAUAUCUAUCGUUAAGCAAAGUGGAAUCUUUGAUGGUUUUGCUUAGCAAGCUGGUCUAUGGAGACAUGACCAAGUAUGGGAUAGCCAGGCCAAAAGAGGGCCCCUUCACUAUGAAGAUCAAGUACGGGAAGUACCCCGUCAUUGAUGUCGGCACCUGUAGUAAGAUCAAGUCCGGCGAGAUUCAGGUUUUACCCGCAGAAAUAGCUAGCAUAAGAGGAAACGAUGUGGAACUCAAAAAUGGGAAGUCAUACCAAUUCGAGUCCAUCGUUUUCUGCACCGGAUUCAAGAGAUCAACAUGUUCGUGGCUUAAGGGGGAUGAUUAUCUUUUGAAAGAAGAUGGGAUUCCAAGACAAAGUGUUCCAAACCAUUGGAAAGGACAGAAAGGUUUGUAUUGUGUUGGACUAGCAGGAAGAGGACUAUACGGAUCUGGUGUGGAGGCUCAAAACACAGCCAAUGAUAUCAAGUCGUCUCUGUAAUUUUCAAAACCAAGACCGUCAUAGCUACGUACCUUCAAUAUAUUUCUCUUCUUUUUCUAAUGUUCAGUGGGGGUAUGUAUAAAAAAUGUGAUGAAUGUUAAUUUCUACAAAAUCAAAGAAUGAAUAGCUUAUAACUA